AAAACUGGGAACUCCAGCCACACACGAUAACAAAAACCACAUUCCUUUCCUAAUCUAGUGCACCCAAGAAUUCCACAUUGUUUCGUAUACUUAUCUGAUUGGAUUCGGAAAAGGAUGAUCAAAGGGCCGACAAACGAAGCGCAGUUUGUGUAGGAAACAAAGAACCCUAGUCUCAUAUACUCCUAGUCUCUUACUCUUUGUCCCUGUAUAAAACACUUGGUUUGGGGCUCUCUCAAGCGCAUCUUCUAUAUUUUUACUUUUACUUGUAUAUUUUUACUUUUGGCAAAUCUAUUUCCUGGUUGGUAUUGGUAUGCGUUUCGUAACUGGAGUGUAGAUAAGCAAACAUGGCCAACCAACCAAGUUAUAAUCUGAGGUAUUAUUCUUCAGUAACCCUGUUCAACUCAGACCCUUGGCCUUUUUUCUUCGUUUUCUUGUGAGUUUUCAAAGAAUCUUGGAAUUUUUCCUUCUGCGUUGCAUUCUGUUGUUGUUUUCUUCUUUUUUUUUGCGGUUUUUGAGAGAGAUGGGUAGCGGGGAUAAAAGUUUGAGGAAUUUCCAUCUGCACCUUCCUCAUCUACACGUUAAUCAUCAUCAUCAUCAUCAUAAAAAGCAGCAGCAGCAGGUGGUGAUGAGAGAUGUGCCAAAAGGGUGCUUGGCGAUAAAGGUGGGACAGCAGGGAGAGGAACCGCAGAGGUUUGUGGUGCCGGUGAUAUACUUCAAUCACCCGCUGUUCAUGCAGUUGUUGAAGGAAGCUGAGGAAGAGUACGGUUUUGAUCAAAAAGGAACCAUUACCAUCCCUUGCCAUGUCGAGGAGUUUAGAGAGAAAGAGGCACAGUAGUCGAAUCAGUGCAUGAGCUCCACGUUUUGAUUGAGUUCGAGACCUGGGUCUACUUGUGAAUACAAGUCAAACAAGGGCUAUGCAGAUGGUAAUUAGUGUGGUUUUUUGUUUGAGGAAUAUCAAGGUCUCUCUCACUGGCAAGUAGUUUUGUUUUGGCACUAUUUAUAUCCCAACUUGAAAGUUGUUAGGCACAGACCCUGCAGUAUGGGCCUUUGACUGUCAGCCUAAAAUUACUUAAUGACUAUGUUACCUGCAGUUUCAUUUUAAAGGUUUUUUUCCAUAUAUGUUUUCUGAAUUUUAUGGUUAACAAUUUAUUUGGUCUUCGGAUUUUA
Molecule: messenger RNA, 1167 nt
Organism: Ziziphus jujuba (common jujube)
Lineage: Eukaryota; Viridiplantae; Streptophyta; Magnoliopsida; Rosales; Rhamnaceae
Product: auxin-responsive protein SAUR32
Exons: 2
Coding region: 521-835 (104 amino acids)
Biological process (GO): response to auxin
Source: RefSeq, a predicted model, not a curated record